Molecule: messenger RNA, 693 nt
Organism: Aplosporella prunicola CBS 121167
Lineage: Eukaryota; Fungi; Ascomycota; Dothideomycetes; Botryosphaeriales; Aplosporellaceae
Exons: 1
Coding region: 1-693 (230 amino acids)
Source: RefSeq, a predicted model, not a curated record
AUGGCCGGAAACUCUUCCUCGAACAUGACCGCUGGCAAGGCCAACACUGGUCUCACUUUCAACUUCUUCAAUAUGACUCGUCGGGAGCUUGCGGAGUUGUUCAGUGGCAAUACGGUCACACUGGUUGUCGACACCAGCGGAACACAGCGCUGUCUCACAGUACACGCCAAGAUGCUCGAGGCCCUCACCGUGAAGACCCACGUUGUCACUGACAACAAGCUCGUCUUCAGGGAUGUCGCCUCAGCUGCUGUUAAGGUGUUGGUUGACUGGAUGGUCACUAUCUGCAAGACUGGAAACAUCUUCAAAGUUCCUGUGCAGAACACGUUCGGAAAGAACGUGAUGCUGAUGAAGGCUGCCCUGGAGCUCGGCAUCGCCGAUGCCGAAAACACCAUCUGGCAACACCUCAAGUCGGACGUCUGUCGCCUCGAAUUCGAGGCUGAACAUCUUGCGGUCAUGAACACCGCCUUCGACAGGAACUCACGUAUCGUCAACCAUGUCGCUGCUAACCUUGAGUGGAUGCAGCACACUUACGGCCUUGCGGAUAGCGCUAAUGCCUACCUCCUGUCCCACCCGGGCUUCGCCGCCCUAGUCAACGAGAAGCGCUAUGAGCGUAUACAAAAGCAAAAGGCGAAGCGCGCUGCGGCUAAGGCUGUGAAUACACAGGUUCCAACUGCUCGCUAUGGAUACCGUUGA